UGAUAACAUUUCAGUGUUAGUUCCACGUGCUUUUUACGUUUUGUUUUUAUUUUAUUGUGCUCACGAACUAUAACAUCUUGAUUAUUCGUUGUCGAGGAGUAUCAUUCAACUGUGAACCGUUUUAUAUUUGUUAUUUAACUUCUUCUUUAUUUGUCAUCUUUUUGAAUUCAUGCUUUUAGUUGUACAAUGAGAUUUAAUUACAAGUUCUCCAACAUACUCGGAACGAUCUAUCGUAAAGGAAAUUUGGUUUUCACACCCGAUGGAAAUUCUGUCAUCAGUCCUGUGGGCAAUCGGAUAUCGAUUUAUGAUUUGAAAAAUAAUACCUCAAAUACACUUCCAGUGGAAAGUACUCAUAAUUAUGAACAAAUAUCUUUGUCACCAGAUGGAACCCUACUGUUUGCUGUGAAUGAAGUCGGAGAAGCACAUCUAAUCAGUUUAAUAAGUAAUAGAGUCUUACAUAAGUAUCGUUUCAAUGAAAAAGUACUUCAUCUGAGCUUUAGUCCUGAUGGAAAACACAUUGCAGCUUGUAAACUCAACAAAAUUUUUAUUUUGCAAACUCCUGGUCAUUUUAUUGGGCAAUUUAAUCAAUUUGCGUUAGAACGAGUUUUUAGUGAUAUUUUAGGAGAUACUACGUAUGUUGCAUGGACUGAUGAUUCUAGUAUUUUUGCUGUAGGUAGUAAAGAUGCUACUGUAAGGUUGUAUACAUUAAAGAAUUAUUCAAACUUUCGACCAUAUUCACUAAUUGGACAUUCUGAUGUUAUUGUUGGUAUAUUUUUUGAACAAAAUUCUUUAGAUCUAAUGACCAUCAGUCGGAAUGGUCAUUUAACUGUCUGGCAAUGUUCACUGGACUUAAAUCAAUUAACUACUAUUGAAUCAACUAAUACAAAACGGUUGAAAUUAAAUGAUGAUGAUGAAGAUGAUAUUGAUUUAUCCAAAGGAGAAGAUAGAGAACGUUAUGUAAUGAGUCAAGAAGAAAAAAAUAAACUAAAAAUAUUAUCUAAAGAUAAGAAAAAUGUAUUGAGUUACAAUAAAUUGUCAAAACAUUUUCUGAACGACCAUAUAAAAGAUGAACAUAACAAUUUGAAAACAACUGCUGCUGAUUAUCAUAAAAAGGUCAAAAUCCUUGUUAUUGGUUUCUCUAAUGGAUCUUUUUUAAUUUUCGAGACUGUUGGAAUAUCUCUCAUUCACUCAUUAAAUAUUUCAGAUACCAGUAUUAGUACAAUAGUAUUAAAUAAUGCAGGUGAUUGGAUUGCAUUAGGCUGUGAAGGACAUGGUCAGUUGUUAGUUUGGGAAUGGCAAAGUGAAACCUAUGUUAUGAAACAACAGGCACAUGGUUCUGAAAUAUCUUGCUUAACUUACUCUGCUGAUUCUGUGUAUAUUGCUACUGGAGGUGAGGAUGGAAAAGUGAAAUUAUGGAAUACUCAAUCAGGAUUUUGCUUUGUUACAUUCUCUGAACAUACAAGUACUGUUACUGAUGUAGUAUUUGGUCCCAACAAAAAAUUUGUCAUAUCUGCAUCUUUGGAUGGUACUGUCCGAGCUUUUGAUUUAAUUAGAUACCGUAAUUUUAAAACAUUUGUAUCACCUCGUCCAGUACAGUUCAGUUGUGUAGCUAUUGACUCAACUGGAGAAUUUAUAGCUGCUGGUGGGCAAGAUGUUUUUGAAGCAUACUUAUGGUCUAUGAAAAUUGGUAAACUUUUAGAGGUAUUGUCAGGACAUGAGGGACCAAUAGUAAGCUUAGCAUUCAGUCCUAUAAUUUCCAGUUCUACAUUGGUAACUGCUAGUUGGGAUAAGACAUUGCGUAUUUGGAAUGCUGUUGAAAAUGGGUCUGAUCAUGAAACUAUUCAACUUUUUGCUGAUGGUUUAUGUGUUGCAUUUCGUCCUGAUGGAAAAGAAGUGGUUGUUGCUACACUGGAUGGUCAAUUAUUGUUUUUUGAUGUUCGUACUUCAACUCAAGUAGCUAGUAUUGAAGGCAGAAAUGAUCUUGGAAGUGGCCGAAAAGAUACCGAUCUUAUCACUGCAAAAAAAAAUCUUCAGUCAAAAGCUUUUAACUCUGUUUGUUAUUCAGCUGAUGGUCAGUUUGUAAUUGCAGGAGGCCAGUCCAAAAAUGUUUGUAUUUAUAAUGUCACUGAGGGCAUUUUAUUGAAAAAAUUUGAAAUUACUCAGAAUCAAUCAUUUGAUGCAGUUCUUGAUGUUAUAAACCGACGUAAAAUGACAGAAUUUGGUAACAUAGACCUAGUUGAAGAACGGGAAACAAGAGAAGGGGGAAAUGUUAGAUUAAAGUUACCCGGAGUACAUAAGGGUGAUUUAGCUGCAAGAACAUUUAAACCUGAAGUUAAUGUUUUUGAUGUCAAAUUUUCUCCUACUGGUCUAUCAUGGACUGCUGCAACAACAGAAGGUGUUUUAGUUUAUUCUCUCAACAGUGGAUUUAUAUUUGAUCCCUUUCUUUUGGAAAUUGGUAUAACGCCAGUGACAACAAGAGAAACUUUGUUCAAGAAAGAGUAUGCAUCAGCUUUGAUGAUGGCUUUACGUCUCAAUGAACCAAAACUCAUUACUGAAAUUUUAGAAGCCAUACCAUCAAAAGAUAUUGAAUUGACAGUGGUAUCAUUACCUAAAAUGUAUGCAGAAAAAAUUUUUAAACAUAUUUCAAUUGUCUUAGGAUCUACUAGGCACAUAGAAUUUUAUAUGCAAUGGGUGACAUCACUUCUAAAUUCUUACCAACCUCAUCAAACUGUAAUUUUAACACUAUAUAAAAAUUUAUCAAAAAAAUAUACAGAUCUGUCUAAGGUUUGUGAUUAUAACAAAUAUACACUUUCGGUUGUUAAGAGAAUAGCCAGUUUGCAACUAAAAGAAUUAAAAGAAGUAAAAACUGAAAUUGAAACAAUGGAAGUCAAUGAAAACAAUGUUAUUUCCAUUUAAUACUGUUAUAUUAAUAACAAUUUUAAUUAGUGUAAA
Molecule: messenger RNA, 2952 nt
Organism: Sipha flava (yellow sugarcane aphid)
Lineage: Eukaryota; Metazoa; Arthropoda; Insecta; Hemiptera; Aphididae
Product: periodic tryptophan protein 2 homolog
Exons: 19
Coding region: 187-2916 (909 amino acids)
Biological process (GO): ribosomal small subunit assembly; maturation of SSU-rRNA from tricistronic rRNA transcript (SSU-rRNA, 5.8S rRNA, LSU-rRNA)
Cellular component (GO): small-subunit processome; Pwp2p-containing subcomplex of 90S preribosome
Molecular function (GO): protein binding
Source: RefSeq, a predicted model, not a curated record